Messenger RNA from Psammomys obesus (fat sand rat), 3138 nucleotides. It is a transcript of the gene Tll1, whose product is annotated as tolloid like 1. Gene Ontology annotation, molecular function: calcium ion binding; metalloendopeptidase activity; zinc ion binding. The record is from RefSeq and is a predicted model, not a curated record. Bases 1 to 3087 code for a protein of 1028 amino acids. NCBI's taxonomy places the organism in Eukaryota, Metazoa, Chordata, Mammalia, Rodentia, Muridae. Gene Ontology annotation, biological process: proteolysis. The transcript is spliced from 21 exons.
AUGGUGUCCUGGUUACUGCUUCCGCCUUUCGGGGAAGACUUGCACAGGGCCACUGGCAUCAUCCACAGAAAAUCCAAGCAUUCGUCUCAACUUACCACAAAUUGGGAGAAGCGCUCAAAACCGUACCAGCUUCUCCUUGCUGAGAACACCCUAGAAGGACAGCUCAGUCAAGCAAAAAUACUUUUUCCUUUCUGCCAAAACGCCAAAGUUGGGGCUGUGUUUUGGGGUGACAUCGCCUUAGAUGAUGAAGACUUAAAUAUCUUUCAAAUAGACCGGACAAUUGACCUGACUCAAAGUCCCUUUGGGAAACUUGAGCAUACCACAGGUGGCUUUGGAGAUCAUGGCAUGCCAAAAAAAAGAGGAGCACUCUACCAACUUAUAGACAGGAUCAGAAGAAUUGGCUCUGGCAUAGAGCAAAAUAACACCACUAAGGGAAAAGCACCUCCAAAAUUAUCAGAGCAAAAUGAGAAAUAUCGAGUUCCCAGAGCUGCUACAUCAAGGACGGAGAGAAUAUGGCCUGGGGGCGUCAUUCCUUAUGUCAUAGGAGGCAACUUUACUGGCAGCCAGAGGGCCAUGUUCAAGCAGGCCAUGAGACACUGGGAAAAGCACACGUGUGUGACUUUCACUGAGAGAAGUGAAGAAGAGAGUUACAUUGUUUUCACCUAUAGGCCUUGUGGAUGCUGCUCCUAUGUUGGUCGGCGGGGAAAUGGGCCUCAGGCCAUUUCUAUUGGGAAGAACUGUGACAAGUUUGGAAUUGUUGUUCACGAACUGGGCCAUGUGAUAGGCUUCUGGCAUGAACACACCCGCCCAGACCGAGACAACCAUGUCACCAUCAUAAGGGAGAACAUCCAGCCAGGUCAAGAGUAUAACUUCCUGAAGAUGGAGCCUGGAGAGGUGAACUCCCUUGGAGAGAGAUAUGACUUUGACAGCAUUAUGCACUACGCCAGGAACACCUUCUCAAGAGGGAUGUUUCUGGACACAAUACUACCUUCCCGUGAUGAUAAUGGCAUCCGUCCUGCAAUUGGCCAACGGACCCGGUUAAGCAAAGGAGACAUUGCACAAGCACGAAAGCUGUAUCGAUGUCCAGCAUGUGGAGAAACCCUACAAGAAUCCAGUGGCAACCUUUCCUCCCCAGGAUUCCCAAACGGCUACCCUUCUUAUACACACUGCAUCUGGAGAGUGUCUGUGACCCCAGGAGAAAAGAUUGUGUUAAAUUUUACCACGAUGGAUCUAUACAAGAGUAGUUUGUGCUGGUAUGACUACAUUGAAGUAAGAGAUGGCUACUGGAGGAAGUCCCCUCUCCUUGGUAGAUUCUGUGGGGACAAAGUGGCUGGAGUUCUUACAUCUACAGACAGCAGAAUGUGGAUCGAGUUUCGUAGCAGCAGUAACUGGGUAGGAAAAGGGUUUGCAGCUAUCUAUGAAGCAAUUUGUGGAGGUGAGAUACGGAAAAACGAAGGACAGAUCCAGUCUCCCAAUUAUCCAGAUGACUACCGACCAAUGAAAGAGUGUGUGUGGAAAAUAAUGGUGUCUGAGGGCUACCAUGUUGGACUGACCUUUCAGGCCUUUGAGAUUGAAAGACACGACAGCUGUGCCUACGACCACCUGGAAAUUCGGGAUGGAACCAGUGAAAACAGUCCUUUGAUAGGACGGUUCUGUGGUUAUGACAAGCCUGAUGACAUAAGAUCUACUUCCAAUACUCUAUGGAUGAAGUUUGUUUCUGAUGGGACUGUGAACAAGGCAGGGUUUGCCGCUAACUUUUUUAAAGAAGAAGAUGAGUGUGCCAAGCCUGACCGAGGAGGCUGUGAACAGAGGUGUCUUAACACACUGGGCAGCUACCAGUGUGCCUGUGAGCCUGGCUAUGAACUGGGGCCAGACAAAAGAAGCUGUGAAGCUGCUUGCGGAGGACUCCUUACGAAGCUCAAUGGCACCAUAACCACCCCUGGCUGGCCCAAAGAAUACCCCCCAAACAAAAACUGUGUGUGGCAAGUGAUUGCGCCAAGCCAGUAUAGAAUCUCUGUGAAGUUUGAGGUUUUUGAAUUGGAAGGAAAUGAAGUUUGCAAAUAUGAUUAUGUGGAGGUUUGGAGUGGCCUUUCGUCUGAGUCUAAGCUGCAUGGCAAAUUCUGUGGAGCUGACGUACCUGAAGUGAUCACAUCCCACUUCAACAACAUGAGGAUCGAAUUCAAGUCGGACAACACGGUAUCCAAGAAAGGCUUCAAGGCACAUUUUUUCUCAGAUAAGGAUGAAUGCUCAAAGGAUAAUGGUGGCUGUCAACACGAGUGUGUCAACACAAUGGGAAGUUACAUGUGUCAGUGCCGGAAUGGAUUUGUGUUGCACGAGAACAAACAUGAUUGCAAAGAAGCUGAGUGUGAACAGAAGAUCCACAGCCCAAGUGGCCUCAUCACCAGUCCCAACUGGCCAGACAAGUAUCCAAGCAGAAAGGAGUGCGCAUGGGUGAUCAGUGCCAUUCCUGGCCACCGCAUCAAAUUAGCCUUCAAUGAGUUUGAAGUUGAACAACAUCAGGAAUGUGCAUAUGAUCACUUGGAAGUUUUUGAUGGAGAAACAGAGAAGUCACCAAUUCUUGGCCGACUAUGUGGCAGCAAGAUUCCAGAUCCCCUCAUGGCUACUGGGAAUCAAAUGUUUAUUCGGUUUAUUUCUGAUGCCUCUGUUCAGAGGAAAGGCUUUCAAGCCACGCAUUCCACAGAGUGCGGUGGUCGAUUGAAAGCAGAGCCCAAGCCCAGAGACCUGUACUCCCAUGCUCAGUUUGGUGACAAUAACUACCCAGGACAAGUGGACUGUGAGUGGCUGCUAGUGUCCGAACGAGGCUCUCGACUGGAAUUGUCCUUCCAGACUUUUGAAGUAGAAGAAGAAGCUGACUGCGGCUAUGACUAUGUUGAGAUUUUUGAUGGUCUCAAUUCAAAAGCUAUGGGUCUUGGUAGAUUCUGUGGAUCUGGCCCACCAGAAGAAAUUUAUUCAAUUGAAGAUGCAGUUUUAGUUCAUUUUCAUACUGAUGAUACUAUCAACAAGAAAGGAUUUUAUAUAAGAUACAAAAGUAUAAGGUACCCAGAAACUAUGCAUGCUGAGAAUUAAUACUGACCCUCCCUCAGAACAUAAAGGAACAUGACGUGGAAAGAAGACAUU